This is a messenger RNA of Histoplasma mississippiense, 1713 nucleotides long. RefSeq names its product amino acid permease Dip5. The coding region runs from base 1 to 1713 and encodes 570 amino acids. The transcript is spliced from 5 exons. NCBI's taxonomy places the organism in Eukaryota, Fungi, Ascomycota, Eurotiomycetes, Onygenales, Ajellomycetaceae. Gene Ontology annotation, molecular function: amino acid transmembrane transporter activity. The record is from RefSeq and is a predicted model, not a curated record. Gene Ontology annotation, cellular component: membrane. Gene Ontology annotation, biological process: amino acid transmembrane transport.
AUGGCUAUCUGGAAUCGGAAAGCAGAUGCUGCGUUCGCCGAAAACCAAGUGAAAAAUGAGGAGUAUAUCGAGCAAAAUUUUUCGGCCGAGCCUGAUGGUGUGGUUGAUGAGGAUGAGAAAGGAAUUGCCCUCCACCGCGGCCUGAAGGCUCGCCAUAUUACUAUGAUUGCAAUUGGCGGUGCCAUUGGGACUGGUCUUAUAAUUGGUACAGGUUCUGCUCUUGCAAAGGCUGGUCCUGCGUCUGUUUUGAUCAGUUAUUCGAUUGUCGGUUUUAUCGUGUACAUUGUUAUGUGUGCGCUCGGCGAAAUGGCAGCAUGGCUUCCCAUACCUUCUAGCUUUACUGGUUAUGCGGUUCGAUUUUGCGAUCCUGCAUUGGGUUUUGCGCUGGGCUACUCGUAUUACUGUAAAUACGUGGUUGUUACCCCGAACCAAUUGACAGCAGCCGCAUUGGUGCUUUCAUAUUGGGUUGAUAGGGACAGGGUGAAUCCAGGAGUUUGGAUUGCGGUAUUCCUAGUAACCAUAGUGUGUAUCAACUACUUCGGUAUUCGAUUUUUCGGGGAAUUUGAAUUUUGGCUCUCGUCUUUCAAGGUCAUCGUCAUCAUAUCCUUGAUUCUGCUGUCCUUGGUCCUUGCUCUAGGCGGGGGUCCAGAUCAUGACAGAAAGGGAUUCCGCUACUGGAAGGAUCCGGGAGCUUUCAACACGUAUAUUAGGGAAGGUUCCGCAGGCCGUUUCCUCGCAUUCUGGUCCACAAUGGUCACGGCAACUUUUGCUUUCCUAGGCACUGAGCUCGUUGGCGUUACUGUGGGGGAGGCUCAGAACCCUCGAAAGACUAUCCCUCGCGCUAUCAAGCUGACCUUCUUCCGAAUCCUCAUCUUCUAUAUACUCAGCGUCUUCUUGCUGGGGAUGUUGGUUCCAUAUAACUCGAGAGAACUUGCAUUCGCAACGAAAGCAUCUAACUCUGCUGCCGCCUCCCCGUACGUUGUGGCCAUCCACCUUGCCGGUAUCAAGGUGCUACCAGGAAUCCUCAAUGGUUGCAUUUUAAUUUUUGUAUUUUCCGCCAGCAACUCUGACUUGUACAUCGCCACAAGAACCAUAUACGGCCUUGCUCGGGAGGGGAAAGCGCCAAGGAUUCUUGCAAGGACAGACCGGAGGGGUGUUCCCAUCUAUGCGCUCGGCCUGUCUUCGUUAUUCGCUCUGAUCGCAUUCAUGAACGUUUCGAACGACACGAAGGUUGUUUUCGGUUAUUUUGUGAACCUAGUCACCAUCUUCGGGUUGUUAACUUGGAUCUCCAUCCUUGUUACGCACAUAUAUUUCAUUCGCGCACGCAAAGCACAAAAUGUCCCCGAGAGCUCUCUUGCUUAUAAAGCACCCUUUGGCUCCUACGGCUCAUAUGGUGCUCUUGCAUUCUGCAUUCUCAUCUCCCUUACGAAGAGCUUCGAGGUGUUUGUUCAUAACGAGGCUAAAUACGGAAAGUUCGAUUACAAGAGCUUUAUCACGGCCUAUAUUGGUAUCCCAUUAUACCUCUCUCUCAUCUUUGGGUACAAAUAUUUCACCAAAUGCAAACGCGUGAAGCCCCACGAGGCUGAUUUGUGGACGGGCAAGGACAAAAUCGAUCGCGAGGAGGCUGAAUUUUUGGCAAGGAAAGCAGCGCAGACCAAAAAUUAUGAGAAGGCUGGGUUUUUCUAUCGGACUUUCGUUUCGUGGUUGUUCUAA